Molecule: messenger RNA, 900 nt
Organism: Zingiber officinale
Lineage: Eukaryota; Viridiplantae; Streptophyta; Magnoliopsida; Zingiberales; Zingiberaceae
Product: actin-depolymerizing factor 7-like
Exons: 3
Coding region: 165-584 (139 amino acids)
Biological process (GO): actin filament depolymerization
Cellular component (GO): actin cytoskeleton; cytoplasm
Molecular function (GO): actin filament binding
Source: RefSeq, a predicted model, not a curated record
AGAGAAUAUGAGCACCUCCACCGUCGUCCUCACACGCCGCUUUCCUUUCCUCUUUAUCUACCGCACCGCCUGUCUCCGAUUUCGGAGCCCCGUGCCACGAGCCCUCCUAGCUUUCCUCCGCCGGUCUCUCCGCUACGAUCGGCCUCGCCGCCUACGCCACCGAAAUGGCCAACGCAGUAUCAGGAAUGGCAGUGAAUGAUGACUGCAAGUUGAAGUUCUUGGAGCUGAAAGCAAAGCGGACCUACCGAUUCAUAAUCUAUAAGAUUGAGGAGAAGCAGAAGGAGAUUCUUGUAGAGAAGCUUGGUGAACCCAACUUGACCUAUGAGGACUUUACUGCCAGCCUCCCUGAAAAUGAAUGUAGAUACGCUAUAUAUGAUUUUGACUUUGUGACUGAAGAGAAUUUACAAAAGAGCAAAAUUUUUUUCAUCGCAUGGUCCCCCGACACAUCAAGGGUGAGAAGCAAGAUGCUUUAUGCAAGCUCAAAAGAGAGGUUCAAGAGAGAGCUUGAUGGCAUUCAGGUCGAGUUACAAGCAACUGAUCCUACUGAGAUGGGCCUUGAUGUCAUAAGAGGCCGCGCAAAUUGAGCAUACGGCUGUGCGCCUCUAGUUUACGCAGUCAGGUUGUUCUCUAUUAUUUGGUGUGGUUCUGCUGGAAUAUUCAUAACUCCAAGGGAAGGUUAGUUCCCUAGAUAUCAUGUGAGCUUGUGAUUGGCAUUACUAAAUAGAAACUAUUCAAAGUAUCUUCCCAUUUCUACUUUGCUGUUGUCUAUUUUGUACUUGGUACUCAUUGCAUUAGCAUCUAAUCAUGUUCUUGUGUUUGAAAGCUAAUGGUAUUCGACAUUUUGUUGUAUGGCAACAAAUGUAGUCACUCUUAUUAAUGACUUUACUCUUGUGAUGCAAA